Messenger RNA from Lactuca virosa, 3649 nucleotides. The record is from the annotation of a GenBank genome assembly. Lineage: Eukaryota; Viridiplantae; Streptophyta; Magnoliopsida; Asterales; Asteraceae.
CACCACCACUACCAGUUAAUAAUUAAUCUAAAAGAAAGUUUGACAACCACCACCACCACCCAAAGGCCAUCAUGGAUGAUCUUGGCUCCAUUCAAGCCUAACAUCAAUAUGGAUACAAGCAGUAACAUCGAGAUGAAGAUUCACGUCUCUAACUUUAGUUACACAUCUUUUUGAGAAAUCGAUACUAUUUUCUAGAAAAUACAAGAUUAGAAUGAAUAAUGGGUUCUUGGUCGUUGUUAGCAGCAUCUUCACAAGUUCAUGUAGCAGUGGUUUCUCAAAUUCUGAGUUUUCUCGUUUUCCUCUUCUUUUCUAAAGGAACCUUGGGGGUUACUUUUAAUAUUGUAAACGACUGUGGGUUCACCAUUUGGCCUGUCAUCAUUAGCACAACGAGUUUAAAUGAAACUACAUUUGAGCUCACAAAGGGUACUUCACGCUCUUUUGAAGCUCCGAGUGUAUGGCUUGGUAGUAUAUGGGGUCAGACAGGCUGCAACUAUAAUAGGUCAGGUAAAUGGUCGUGUGCCACAGGUGACUGCAGAAUCAAUGGCACCAAUGAUAUGGCUUGUAGUGUAUAUGAUGUAACGAUACCCGCCACAGUUGUUGAUUUCAGAAUCAAUCAAACCCAAAUCCACAGCCAGGAUUUUUAUCAUGUCAACAUUGCCCAGGGCUACAAUUUGCCAAUACUUGUGGAGGCGACUUCCGGUUCAGGUUCCAGUUUACGUAGUUGUGCUAAGACGGGAUGUGUUGAAGACUUGAAUCAGCAGUGUCCAACCGAGCUAAGUUCAGCCGAUGGAAAGGUGUGUAUGAGCGCUUGCAUGGCCUUUCACUCUCCAGAGUAUUGUUGCAGUGACUCUUUCUCGUCACCCUCAUCGUGCAAGCCAACAGCAUAUGAUCAGUUGUUUCGAUCAGCGUGCCCAAGAUCUUUUACGUAUAGUACCCCGUCCGAUCUAUGGGAUCUACAGACUACUACAUUUACUUGUAAUGGUGCCGAUUACACCAUUAGAUUUUGUGCUGCUGCAGAUUCAUUUUCAACAAUCAAACUUGGUGGCCAACUCAAGUCUACAGACCAGCUUGUUUCGGUGCGUGGAAAUUUUACAUUAGGGUUCUUUGGUGAAGAUUACAGUUACUUGGGAAUUUGGUACACAAGCGAUGUUCAAUCCACAAAAGUAUGGGUAGCUAAUCCAAAUGCACCGAUCAUAUCCACCCCAGGCACUCAUACCCUAUCCAUCAGUGCCAAAACCGGAGACUUGGUCAUCAGUGCAGGAUCCAAAACUCUAAUGAGAAUCACCGAUGUUAAACUGGGUCCAAACGCAAAUGUGACUGCAACCCUCGAAGAUAAUGGUAAUUUCCGGCUGAUUAACCAAGUUGACAAAAGAGUUUUGUGGCAGAGUUUUGAUCACCCAACCAAUGUACUUUUACCUGGCAUGAAGCUUGGGUAUGACAUGACAGCAGGCCAGAAUUGGACUUUGACUUCUUGGUUGAGCAAUGAAAACCCUGAAUCAGGACCUUUUACUCUGAGUUGGGAACCCACUCAAAAAGGAUCCCAGAGAUUAAUGAUUCGACGACGAGGACGACCCUACUGGACUAGUGGGAAUCUAAACAACAAAAUAUUUCAAUAUAUGUUUGCAUUGAAUGGCCCAGGUAGUCAAUCCAUGUAUAAUCUCACUUCUGUAUACAACAAUAAAGCAAGAUACUUUAGCUAUGACGGUAAUAUUGCUGCUUUACCCAUGUGGAUUUUAACACCAAAAGGCCAAAUUAGAGAUAUUAAUAAUGCUACUGCUUGGAGCCCUGAGUUUUGUUAUGGAUAUGAUUCUGGUAAUGGUUGCAUGGAGUCGAGUUUACCUCAGUGCAGGACAGAGAACGAUAAUUUUAGUAAAAAGAAUGGGGAUUUUGCUCAAGAUAGGACAAAAAGUGCAACUGAUGGGAACUCAAGCUUAAGCAUUAACGAUUGUUUUGAUAAGUGCUGGAAUGAUUGCAAUUGUGUGGGGUUUAGUAGCAGUACCAUCAAUGGAAGUGGUUGUGUAAUUUGGACAGGUAUCAAUAGUUUUUUGGUUAAUCCUCAUGAUAACUCUACGUCAAAGUAUGUGAUCAGCCAAAAUCUAGGCAAUCGAAAUACAGGAAACAAAACACAAAAGAGCAAGAAUUGGAUAUGGAUAUCCAUUAGUGUUUCCAUCACUCUUGUUUUCCUUUGUUUUGGGGCUUUAUGGUAUAUAAAGAAGAGGAAGCGUAGACAAAAAGAAUACAAAAGACGGAAGAGAGAUGAAUAUUUCGUGGAGCUGACAACUUCUGAAAGCUUCAAGGAUGUACAUCGACUUGAACCGGAUGGUGUGAAAGGAAAUGAUUUGCUAUUGUUUAGCUUUGCCUCUAUCAUGGCUGCCACCAAUGAUUUCUCAAUUGAAAAUAAGCUCGGACAAGGUGGUUUUGGACCUGUUUACAAAGGAAAACUAAGUGAUGGGCGAGAAAUUGCAAUCAAAAGGCUUUCAAGAACAUCAAGUCAAGGGCUUGUGGAAUUUAAGAAUGAACUAGUGCUCAUAGCUAAACUUCAGCAUACAAAUCUUGUUCGAGUUCUUGGUUGUUGCAUUCACGGAGAAGAAAAGAUGUUAAUAUAUGAAUAUAUGCCCAACAAAAGUUUAGAUUUCUUCGUAUUUGAUGAAAACAGAAAGGCAGAGUUGGAUUGGCCUAAACGAUUUAUCAUUAUUGAAGGAAUUGCUCAAGGGUUGUUGUACUUGCAUAAAAUAUGCGAGCAGAACGAGACCGAGUCAAUGACUAACAGGGUGGUUGGAACAUAUGGUUAUAUGUCUCCUGAGUAUGCAAUGAGGGGGGUUUUCUCAAUCAAGUCCGAUAUCUUCAGCUUUGGAGUAUUGAUCCUGGAAAUCAUCAGUGGAAGAAGAAAUAGUAGCCUCUUUCAUCUUGAUGAGACAUUCAGUCUUAUUGGAUAUGCAUGGGUGCUAUGGCAACAAGGGGAUUCGUUGGAAUUGAAGGACCCGUCACUUGGAAAUACUUGUAAUGAACAACAAUUCUUGAGGACUGUUCAUGUUGCCCUUCUGUGUGUACAAGAGAAUGCAAUAGAUAGGCCAACAACGUCAGGGAUGAUCUCCAUGCUUCUCAAUGACUCCAUAUCAUUACCCACUCCAAACAGACCAACAUUUCUGAUAGGUGGAGGCGCCUCAAAGUCAACUUCAUAUGAAACCAAAGCAGAAGAUUUCUCUGUGAAUAAUGUGACCAUCUCUGUUGUUGGGGGUCGAUAGAGUAUGAACGUAGCUUCAGCAUAUCAUUCUUUGUGGAAAACUUUUCUGUAAUAUAAUUUAUAUUUAUUCACUUUUGUAGGAGAUGCAAAUCCAUUUUUCUAUACUUGUUAAUUGUUAUAUGCAAGCAGAAUUGCCACUUCAGAAUAUAAAGGACCCUCUUUACAGGUCUAUCCAUAUUAAAUAUGUUGAUAAAGUAAAGAACAUCUUGUGCAGGCUUGUGGAUGGUAGAUUCAUUAUUAGCUAAAUUUCAAAGCUUUCUCAGUCUAGAAAGUUUGGUGUUUAUGCAACCUGAUUGGGGAAGCCUGGUCACUAAAUAGAAGCAUCAUUGAAAUGUGUUUGGGCUGCAUUUGUGGAAAUAUAUAACUAAUUUAUAGAUAUCAUCCGUUUACAUUCCCUUAUUAGUU